Messenger RNA from Penicillium longicatenatum, 459 nucleotides. Its product is annotated as type II 3-dehydroquinate dehydratase. The coding region runs from base 1 to 459 and encodes 152 amino acids. NCBI's taxonomy places the organism in Eukaryota, Fungi, Ascomycota, Eurotiomycetes, Eurotiales, Aspergillaceae. The transcript has 3 exons. Gene Ontology annotation, biological process: quinate catabolic process. The record is from RefSeq and is a predicted model, not a curated record. Gene Ontology annotation, molecular function: 3-dehydroquinate dehydratase activity.
AUGCGUGACGGGAAAAAGACUGUUCUGGUCAUUAAUGGCCCAAACCUCAAUCUCUUAGGGACUCGUGAGCCCGAAAUCUACGGACACGAGACACUAGCAGAUGUAGAGGCAGCCGGAAAAAAGCAAGGCAAUGAGCAAAAUGCCACUGUGGACUUUUUCCAGAGUAACUGGGAGGGCGCGAUUGUUGACCGAAUCCAAGAGGCCCGAGCAGAUGGAACGGAUGGGAUUGUCCUGAAUCCUGGCGGAUUUACCCACACCUCUGUUGCGAUCCGGGAUGCUUUGCUUGGUGUCUCUAUUCCCUUUAUUGAGUUGCAUGUGUCGAACAUUCAUGCUAGAGAGGAAUGGAGACAUCACUCUUACUUCCAGGACAAGGCUAAAGCGAUCAUUGCUGGAUGUGGUGUGCAGGGAUAUGAGUAUGCGAUUGAUCAUGUUAUAAAGAAAUUUCCGGUGAAAGAGUAG